Zophobas morio is the source of this 481-nucleotide messenger RNA. Its product is annotated as fatty acyl-CoA reductase wat-like. The transcript has 2 exons. Gene Ontology annotation, molecular function: alcohol-forming very long-chain fatty acyl-CoA reductase (NADP+) activity. The coding region runs from base 8 to 481 and encodes 157 amino acids. Gene Ontology annotation, biological process: long-chain fatty-acyl-CoA metabolic process. Gene Ontology annotation, cellular component: peroxisome. The record is from RefSeq and is a predicted model, not a curated record. NCBI's taxonomy places the organism in Eukaryota, Metazoa, Arthropoda, Insecta, Coleoptera, Tenebrionidae.
CGCAACCAUGACACCCGACAACAGUCAAAUCAAACUUGCUUUUAAAAACCAAACGAUUUUCUUGACUGGGGCAACAGGGUUUGUAGGCAAAGUCAUGAUUGCAAAAUUACUAACAGACUGUGAAGACAUUAAAAAGAUCUACAUGCUGCUACGGUCCAAAAAAGGGAAGAACAGUGAGCAACGCUUUGAAGAAAUUUUUGAGCAGCCUUGUUUCGAGUUCUUAAAAUCCAAAAGUAGCAACUGGAAGGAAAAAGUUUCGCUGGUUGAAGGUGACUGUGAAGAACCCUUGUUAGGAAUAAGCGACGAUAAUUUGAAAAUGUUAAAAAAUGAGGUUAAUUUUGUUAUCCAUCUUGCGGCGAAUGUAAGGUUUGAUCAGAGCCUGAAAAAAGCUGCUAACAAUGUUAAAUGUACUGCAGAUCUUUUGGAAUUGAGUAAAGGCAUAGCUAAUUUAAAGGUAGCGUGCUUUUACAUAUAUUUUUGA